AUGUCAUUCCGUUUACAUCUUGUCCGGCACGCAGAAGGCACCCAUAACCCAGGCCACGAUACAACCAUACACGACCCGCCAUUGACAGCAAGGGGCAUUGAGCAAUCUCAAGAUUUAUGUCGGGACUUCCCACAUAAGGACAGUGUUGGCCUGGUAUUAGCAUCUCCACUUCGACGCACUCUUCAAACAGCCCGUCUAGGGUUUCGGCAUUCCAUCGAUGAAAAAUAUUACGCUCAGGGCUCCGGUGCAGGGAUACCAAAUGGCGCCAAGCUUGUGCUCGAGCCUGAUAUUCAGGCACACUCCGCUCGACCAUGUGACUCCGGCUCUGAUAUUUCAGUUUUGCGCACCGAAUUCUAUGAUCUUCCCUGGAAAAUGAUAGACUUGGAUCCCAUAUUCCCCAAAAAGGAGGGUCCUUACGCGGAGGACUCUGAAACUUUGAAGUUACGCGGGGCUCGCAUUCAGCGUCGGCUGGAAGAGAAAUUUCAGGAGUUGAAGGGCAGUAGUCGGCCAGACAUUGUCGUUGUUACACAUGGCGGGUUUUUGAGAUUCGUCAGUGGCAAUGACAAACUUGGAGUUGGACAGGCGAAGUGGAAGACUUUGGUUGUCUCGUUUGAUGAAAGUUCUGGAAUUGUUAUCGAAUCAUCCGAAUAA
Molecule: messenger RNA, 651 nt
Organism: Penicillium soppii
Lineage: Eukaryota; Fungi; Ascomycota; Eurotiomycetes; Eurotiales; Aspergillaceae
Product: phosphoglycerate mutase family protein
Exons: 1
Coding region: 1-651 (216 amino acids)
Cellular component (GO): cytoplasm
Molecular function (GO): phosphatase activity
Source: RefSeq, a predicted model, not a curated record